Molecule: messenger RNA, 2389 nt
Organism: Polistes dominula (European paper wasp)
Lineage: Eukaryota; Metazoa; Arthropoda; Insecta; Hymenoptera; Vespidae
Product: glycogen synthase kinase-3 beta
Biological process (GO): peptidyl-threonine phosphorylation; regulation of microtubule cytoskeleton organization; negative regulation of canonical Wnt signaling pathway
Cellular component (GO): cytoplasm; axon; nucleus
Molecular function (GO): ATP binding; protein serine/threonine kinase activity
Source: RefSeq, a predicted model, not a curated record
UUGCGGUACGUGCUUGACCGAGAAAAUAAAAAGAUAAAAAGAAAAAAAAGAAAAGAUUAAAGAGAUUCGAAAAAAGUGGCGCUUGGGCUACCUAACGGGAGUUACUAGAUUUUGACCGCAACGCGUCGCUGCGAUCACGAGAGAGAGAGAGAGAGAGAGAGGCAGGCUCGACGCCUCCGUCCGUAAAAUCGCGCCUUCGAUCGGCGAUCGCGCGUCAAGGGUUCCCUCCCCCUCUUCGUCAUCUUCUUCGCUCUGUGUGGUAUCCUCUCUUCGUCCCUUUCCUUUUAACAUUACCAAUAGCGGUAGCAGCAACCACAGCAAUAGUUAAUUAAACUACUAUUACACACCUACACACAGUCACUUAUUACACUAUUAAAAUCUACUGUUACUCGCUCUUCUCAUCCGUCAUCAUCGUCGUUGUCGUCGUCGUCGUCGUCGUCGUCGUCGUCGUCGUUUUCUUCGUUUCGUCAUUGUACGUCGUUGGUGUCGAUGGUGGUAGUGUUGGUGGUGAAAGAGGAGGAGGUGGAGUUAGUAGGAGGUGGUGGUAUAUAGAGGUGUAGGUGUAUAGUGUGUCGUAACGCGAAGGUGUCGCUUCGUUGUCAUCGUCGUCGUCGUUGCUGUCGUAUUUAAUCGGUGUCGUGUUGUGUCGUGUCGUGUCAUAUCGUGCAUGCGUGAGUAGAAUAGAUUGGAAAGACAAAAAGGGUUGUUGAAGAAGAAAAAGUUAAAAAAAGAAAAGAAAAAGAAGAAGAGAGGAGCAAGUCAGCCAAAGAGGCUGCUGCUCGCGCCUGCAAUGUGAUAAUCCUUUGUAACGUCAUUGAUGUCCGAGGUGGUGUCGUCUAGGAGGACAACGCGUUAUUACCAGGUCCCUCCUUGUGAGGCAUUUGCGAAGAGAAGGAAAAGGAAGCGGCACGGCCGGCCGACCAGGCGGCGGCCAGCGGAAGCAGCGCAGCCGCGCCAAUAGCGGCCCUGCCAGGUGGAGCUUCCUCAGCUCCCGGCUUCAGGAUGAGCGGCCGACCGAGGACCACCUCCUUCGCCGAGGGCAACAAGCCGCCCGCGAAUCCGCCCCUCGGCGGCGUCAAAAUCAGCAGUGGUGCGAUGUACAAUGCAGGCAAAGAUGGAAGCAAGGUGACGACAGUAGUGGCAACUCCUGGCUCUGGACCAGAUCUACCCCGAGAAGUAGCCUAUACCGAUACCAAGGUCAUUGGCAAUGGCAGUUUUGGGGUUGUCUAUCAAGCGAAAUUAUUCGACACCGGAGAAAUGGUUGCCAUUAAAAAGGUUCUACAAGAUAAACGAUUUAAGAACAGAGAAUUACAAAUAAUGCGGCGCUUAGAGCACUGCAACAUCGUCAAACUCAAAUAUUUCUUCUACUCUUGUGGUGAUAAGAACAUCUUAAACGCAACUAAUCCAGUUUUUCAUGUGGACAAGGACGAGGUUUAUCUGAAUCUAGUCCUGGAAUAUAUACCCGAAACCGUGUACAAAGUCGCCCGACAUUAUAGCAAAAGCAAGCAGACGAUACCAAUCAGUUUUAUCAAGCUAUACAUGUAUCAACUGUUCCGUUCUUUGGCAUACAUCCAUUCCCUGGGCAUUUGUCACAGGGAUAUUAAGCCGCAGAAUUUACUAUUGGAUCCUGAAACUGGUGUUCUCAAGCUCUGUGAUUUUGGUUCAGCCAAGCAUCUUGUCAAAGGGGAACCUAACGUGUCUUAUAUAUGCAGUCGCUAUUAUCGUGCGCCUGAACUCAUCUUUGGUGCCAUUGACUACACUACAAAGAUCGACGUGUGGAGCGCAGGUUGUGUUCUGGCAGAACUUUUGCUUGGUCAACCGAUAUUCCCUGGUGACAGCGGUGUAGAUCAACUUGUUGAAAUUAUCAAAGUACUUGGUACACCGACGCGUGAUCAAAUACGUGAGAUGAACCCUAACUAUACCGAAUUUAAAUUUCCACAAAUAAAGUCGCAUCCAUGGCAAAAGGUUUUCAGGGCGCGUACACCACCGGAAGCGAUGGAACUGGUAGCACGGCUUUUAGAAUAUACACCAUCUCUUAGAAUGACUCCUCUCCAGGCAUGCGCACAUUCGUUUUUCAACGAAUUGCGAGAAGAAGGGACACGAUUGCCAAACGGUCGUGAAUUACCACCAUUAUUCAAUUUCACCGAGCACGAGCUUAGAAUUCAGCCUAUUUUAAAUCCAAUCUUAAAACCGAAAUACAGCAUGCAGUCUCCUGACAAUCCCGGCGGCGGAGGCCAAUCGGAAGCGACGAAUGCAGCCGCAGCGGGGGCUAGCGGUAACUCUAGUGAUAAUAGCGUCAACACCAAUACACCCUCCACCACACAAACUACCGAUCCCAGCCAAUCGAACAUGGCUUAGAUUAAAAAAAAAAAAAAAAGAAAAGAAAACA